UUAUAUUCCACUAAUUUUUCUGCAUUGUUCUGACAAUCUCCUCAGAAUUUGGUCUUAGCAGAUUCCGGCAUCUAUCGUUGUAAUGCUAGCAACAAGUAUGGAAUGGUUUCAGCAACAAGGACACUUAUAGUUCGAUUCAAGAUAAGAAUUGAAGUCUCUCCAUCGAAUCUGGAGGUGAACAAAGAGGCAGAUGCAAAGUUCAUGUGUGCUGCCACAACUGACUCCAUGGAGGUCAACAACCUGCAGAUCACAUGGCUGAAGGAUGAUAAGGUCAUAGACAUUGAUGAGGAAAGAGUCAUCCAGAAUUACAAAACUGGUUCAUUGACCAUCAGGAAUGUAACCAGAAAUGAUGUUGGCCGCUAUACAUGUGUGGCCACAAAUGGAUUGAAUGUUGUCAAUGCCUCAGCCCUUCUCACAAUCAAAGUUACAGGUACCCAGCCACCUGUGAUGUUAAUCAACCUACCUGCCCAGGUACUGUUUAAAGAGUCAGAGAUUGUGGCACUUCCAUGCAAGGCCAGUGGUGAACCACAACCUAC
This is a messenger RNA of Octopus bimaculoides (California two-spot octopus), 536 nucleotides long. RefSeq names its product neuroglian. Gene Ontology annotation, molecular function: cell-cell adhesion mediator activity. Lineage: Eukaryota; Metazoa; Mollusca; Cephalopoda; Octopoda; Octopodidae. The record is from RefSeq and is a predicted model, not a curated record. Gene Ontology annotation, cellular component: plasma membrane; axon. Gene Ontology annotation, biological process: dendrite self-avoidance; homophilic cell-cell adhesion; axon guidance.